AGAGAUUGUGUAGGGAGGGAGGGAAGUGUAAGCCAGUCGCAGCAUCUCUCCUCACUGCACCAGGGCUGAGGGACUCCUCGUCCCCUCUCUUCCCUCGCUGCAGUUUCAACUCAUCUCCAUCAGUGCAGUCAUCCUUUUUCUUUUGCUUGUUGCUUUUUGGAUAAAUGCAUUGCUUUCUCAUUUUCCCUUUUCCAGGAUCUAAGGAUUUGUGUGUUUUUAAGAACCAAAAACAUGGAUUGCCUUGUUUGGCUCAGGCGAAGGGGGCUUUUCUGCAAAAGACAACGCUAAAAGCUGGGACUCCAACUGGGACUUUGUCUUCUCGUUUUGCUGCUAGAGCGGAUCCCCCCGUUUGUCGUUCUUCAAGGGUUUUGGUCAGCGUGAAAGACGUACUAUACCUGGACUAAAAGACAAAGGCGCAUUUAUGCUGUAUGUUUUUCCAACUUGAACGCACUCUUAAGCGGAGUAGUUAGAAAAGCUACGGUUGCAUCAAGCACUUGAGGAGAAGGUGUUAUGUCAGAAACAAGUUAAUGGGAUGAACCGCCGAUUGAUUCUGAGACCCCCUCUCUGCAUGUGUGGCCAAAGGGAUUGCUGAGGAGUGGAAGAGAGUGGAGCACUGAGUUUGUCAGCUGGCCUCUCGUUGCUCCUAGAGUGUCCUUUCACCCACCUGCACGGGAUUCAGAUAUUUAAACGCAUUUAUCAGGUCCUGGAUGCUUAUACUUUUUGUUUUGGAUGUGCAACUUGCAGUCCAGUAGCACUGAGAGGCAAGCUUGUACUUCUGGAUUUAAGCCCUUUUCUGCACGAACGAGGCGUAUUGACACGCUUUUGUCUGACCAAAUUCUAGAGAUGCCUUAUAAACAGAUUCCCCCCGCCGCCAUAGCCGUUUGAGCUGAAAGAGCUGUGACAUUAUCUCCUGUGGACAUCCCCCUGUUAUUGUAGCCUGUCUGUGUUUUGAUUCAGACAAUAGCUGGACAAACAUGAGCUCCAGACGCUGACCAGAGGACCACCAAAAUAUAGGACGCCUGCCCACCGCAACUUGAAACUUUGACACAGACUGAAGAGCUAAUUUGUGAGAGAUAUCAUAAAAGAGACUCAUAAGGCUCCUUGAUUAGCUAUUUUUCUGGUGUGACAGAGUUUUGACUAAAGGGAGCAUCCCUCACAGUUUUGCCCUUUUUAACUUUGUGUGGUUUCCUUCCUCACAUCUUCUUUGCUCCCUGCCCAUGCGGUGGUGGCGUAAAAUCCCCAGCCUCCUGGCGGCAACUCUCAUUAAAAUCAUCCGAUGAGGCCGCAGACCCGGGACGUCAAACCAGCAGGGAAGCUCGCCUCUGGAAUCAAUGCCGGUAGCGGGACUAAUGCUGCUGCUUGCUGCUGCACUUUAGGUUGAAUCAUUUCUCCUCCUGCUAAGAUGUCCACCAACCGCCAUCAUCAGCCAUGCUUGACGUGAAAGAAGAGACGAGCAAGUUGUCAUGCUGUCGCAGAGACUGUGCCGGUCUCCCCCCAGUCAGUGUUCACUUGAGUGAGACGCAGCUAUGUGAGGGUAUGCUGAGCGAGAGCACGAGUGUGCUUGAGAGAAGAAUAACCCUUUUGAACUGAGGGGUGGUGAAGAACUACAGGGACGCAGGCAGUUCUCCAGUUUCGAGUUGACCUCUUCAUGGGUGGCAAAUCGCAACGCUGACUCACCUUCACCAAGAAGAUGAACCACUCGGAAUUGCCGACAGAUCCCACGCUCGCGGCCAACAGCAGCAAUGGCGAUUUCCUCCCUGGCAGGCUCUCCAACCAUUCCUGUCCUUUAGGAUGGGGGCUGAAGGACGGCGUGGAGGCUUGCGUUUUGGAGACCGCAGUCAUCGUGCUCUUGACGGUCCUCAUUAUUGUCGGGAACGUGACGGUGAUCUUUGUGUUUCACUGCGCCCCUCUUCUGCACCACUACACCACGAGCUACUUCAUCCAGACCAUGGCCUACGCCGACUUGCUGGUUGGCCUCAGUUGCCUUGUGCCCACCUUAUCUCUGCUGUACUACCCAGCAGGUGUCCAGGAACCAAUCACGUGCCAGGUUUUCAGCUACGUCAUCUCUGUUCUGAAGAGCGUCUCAAUGGCCUGCUUGGCCUGCAUCAGUGUGGAUCGCUACCUGGCCAUAACUAAACCGUUGUCGUACAACCAACUAGUGACACCAUGCCGGCUACGAGGCUGCAUAGCCCUCAUUUGGGUCUACUCCAGCCUGGUGUUCUUGCCCUCUUUCUUUGGUUGGGGUAAGCCGGGAUAUCACGGGGAUAUAUUUGAAUGGUGCGCUCAUUCUUGGCCCACCUCGGCCAUAUUCACAGGCUUUGUGGUGUGCUUUCUCUAUGCACCCGCCGCGCUCGUCGUCUGUUUUACCUACUACCACAUCUUUCGCAUUUGCCAACAACACAACAGGGAGAUCAGCGAGCGGAGGGCACGGUUCCCCAGCCAGGAGAUGGAGCCCGGAGAGGGCAACGGCAGCGGGCAUCACGGAGGGCACGGACCAGAUCGACGCUACGCGAUGGUGCUGUUCCGCAUCACGAGUGUUUUCUACAUGCUGUGGCUUCCUUACAUAAUCUACUUUCUUCUAGAGAGUUCCCACGUGUUGGAUAUCCCGGCCCUGUCCUUCGUCACCACCUGGCUGGCCAUUAGCAACAGCUUUUGUAACUGUGUCAUCUACAGUCUGUCGAACAGCGUGUUUCGCCUGGGCAUGCGCAGACUGUCACAGACUAUGUGCUCUUUCAGCCACUGCGGUGCGGAUGAAAGGGAUUUUGGGGAGCCCAAACCAAGAAAAAGAGCAAACUCAUGCUCCAUCUGAGGGACUGCUUGAUUAAAGAUCAUCUCCAGAAGUUACAUUUUCUGCUGAAGAGCUGAAAAAAGAGGCUUCUGUUUUGUAAACCGUUCAGGUGAAUCCAAUGACGUUGGCCUGGUUAGGAUAAAAUGGUGACUGGGGUUUUCAAGGAGACGGAUACAGCGUCUAGACAGAGAAUAUUAAUGAGAGAUGGGCUUUCUGUGAUGGAUUUUAUUAUACCGCACCACACAGGCUUACUCCGGCCUUUACAUUAUACCGGAUGUUUUCUGCCAGGUCAGGCAGAGUGGAAAAACUAAACUACAACACCCUCUCCCCCCAGAAAAUAUAAGAUUAUACAUCCUCUAUCUAAUGUGACCUUAAUACUUGUUAAACUUUUAUUUAUAUUUGUGGUUUUUCAUCAUUUGUCAUGUCCAUUUAAGUCAUGCCCAAAAUACAGCGUAAGGUUCUCCCUUUAUAUUAGACAUAUAUUUAAAGAUACAAACAGUGACCAUGACAGAAGCCGCUGAUAAAUAUUAUAGUACACAACCAUGACUGUUUUUUAUGUAUUCAUUUAUUUAUUUAUUGAGUAAAAUAGCGUUUUUCUACUCUUAUUUAUUUUCUUAUAUAGAAGAGAAAUGAAAAGUAUCGAUGUCAAUUGGUGUUCCACAUCUUUCUGACUGUUGAAAUAAACGCCUUAACAUGGUUACUGAUCUUAAAUAUAUCAGAUUUAUUUUGAUUUUUAUUAGCCAAAAAUCCAGAAGAUUUUUUUUUCAUAUGUAAACACUGUUGGCCUGAAGUAACCUCUUGUUUUGUGGCAGUGUUGGGGUGAUGUAAUCCCUGUCGAAGAUGAUGCUGGAUUUUAUUUCAGAGCAGCACAGUGUGGGGACUCAGAUUAAUGUAAUCUGAUAUAGUUUGACACUGCUGUGAGGAUGAAGCCCAUCUGAUCGAAAAUAACACACCCAGUUGUGUAAAUGUUUAAGGCUGUGCGAACAUGGACAUGGUUUGUUGAACUGUGCAAUGAAUAGGUGGAAAUGAAAAUGAUGUUGUUUGUGCCAAGUAACAAAUAUGAAUAUUUCAAUAUAGAGUGGUCAACUUGCAUAAUACAAUUAGACUGACUUUAGUGUAGUUUAUGGGAUGAACCAAAACCAAAAGUAGUGCAUAGUAUUAAAAUGAAGGAAAAAUGAAACAGGGUUUCAUAUGUUGCAGGCGUUUGUAUUCAGGCCUUUUAAAUCUAUACUUUGUAGAACAACCCUUUCCUGUAUUUAAAAACUGCAAAACAUUUAAAGAUAUUUCUCCAGCAGCUUGGGCAGCUAGAGAUUAAAGGUUUUUGUUCAUUCUACUUAGCAAAAUAGCUCAAACUCAGCCUGGUUGGAUGGAUAGCGUCCCUGAACUUGAAUCAGUAUUCAAGUUUCACCACAUUUUCUCCAUUGGCUUUGGGUCUGGUGUUGCUGGGCCGUUAUAACAUAUAAAUGUGCUUUGACAGCAUUUCACUGUGAAUCUGGCUGCAUCUUUAGGGUCACUGACCUUCUAGUAGGUCAACGUCUGCCCCAGUCUCAAAUCUUUUCCUGCCUCAGAUUGGUGAUGUUCCUGUGUUUCGCUCCAUUCAUCUACCCAUAACGCUUCACUGUCCCCUCUGAAAAACGGCAUCCCCACGUUGAUGUGUAGUCUAACUUUCCUGCCACACACAGUGUUUUGCGCCCGGGUCAGCACAUCCAUUCUUCCUCACGUUUGCUGCUUUCCCUUAAUGGCUGGUUGCAAACUUUAAACAGAACUUCUUGUGAUUUUCUUUCAUCAUUGACUUUCCUCUCUCUCUCCUCCCCCCCAUCAAGGCCAGACUGUCAAGAGGUUGUACCACCUGAGCUGUGGGUCUGUUCAGCUCAUCCAGAGCUAUCACAGGCCUCUUAGCUGUUCUCUGACAAACCUCUGAAUUUAUCUUUAUUUAUACUAUCACUAAAUUGCACACAUGUGGACCCUAUUCACUAAUUAGGUGCCUUUUAAAUCCAGUUGAAUAAAUUUGGAAGUCUUUUGCUGGUAAAAUGAAAGAAAUUCUAUUUAUUCUUUUUCCUUUGACUUCACAGUCAUGCAUUAUCCCAAAUGAAGUACAUUGAAGGUUUUAGCAGCAAUGUGCCAAAAUAGAUGAAGAUUCAUGUGUAUGGAAGGUUUAGCAACGGACUGCAUACAAGUUUUGAAGCAAAUUAAACAUUUUAAUUCAGUUUUGAUUCUCAUCUGUUGCCUUAGAACAAAAUAUUCCAGUUUCAGCACUGAUCAGCUAAUUUCUGAUAACGUAUAAUUGAUGUUUCAAUCUAAGUAAUCAAAUUACCACCAUGCUCACGCAGUAAUUUUUAGGUUUUAAUAUAUUUGGUUGUUUUGUGGUUUUUUUUUUUUGUGUUUAAUGAGGCAGACAACAGAGCACAUCGGUCCAGAAUCGUGUGUCGCCCAUUGCUUCGCAGCUUAACCCGUGUAUUUCUUAUUUUAAAACAGCAGUAAGUGGUUUUUGACCCCUUGCGAGGAAAAUAGACCUUAAAUCUGAAAUUAUUUUUGUUUGGUAAAAAGAAGUUAGCGUUCAGACUGAAUCUUUUUUUCCCCACCUUAGAAGGGAGUCUGACUUUGUUUUAAGCCCAGAGUUGGUAAAACGGUAAAUGGUGAAUGGAAACAUUCCUGUGUUGUAGCUGAAAGUCGUGCUCUGCCGCCUUCAUCUGUCUAAUAUCGUGGAGGGUUGGUUCUGUGUCGCUACAAAUUUUCUGUUAUGCAGCUUUAAUGCACUACACAUUGUUCUGCUUAUGUGCCUAAAAAAGUUGUUUUGUAGGAAAUAGAUGUUUAGAAAUGAUAAACAUGAAAUGCUGCAUUUUUAAGACCAUACCUUCCCACCAUGUACAUAUUCAAGGGUCAUUGGCCUUCCCUUGCCAUGACUUUGUGGUAACUACAGUGACGGCCACUUGAACAAUGAGUUGCUUGAGUCACUUUUUAAUCGAUCAUUUCUCUCUGUCUCCCAUUUCUGGUAGAUUUCCCUUCUGUAGCUAUAUUAUCUGGUUUAUAUAAAGAAUAACAAAGGGAAGCACAAACAAAUACUAGCCUCAUGAUAUUUCUGUCAUUUGACUUUAAUGGGUUGUGUUUUCGGUGUUUUUUUUUUUUUUUUUAGUAAGGUGGGACCUUAGAUGAAAAUUAGGUGAAAUAGAGAACAUGUGCUGAUCAGUCCUGUAUAAUCUUAACAAUGUGGUAAAACUCAUAAAAUAUAGCAAAAUUUUGCUGAUCUUUAAGGUUGCAAUUGUCACACUAAAGUUGCAGAUCCUUUGUUAGUUUCUUUUUUAAUUUCUUUUUUUUUUUUUUUUUUUUUUUUUGGUUACCGGGUAAAUAAAAUAAAUAUUUCAAAGAGCCAAUAAGUUCAUGUUGUUGGCACUGGCCAAACUGCAGUGGUAGCAAGUCAGAAACUGUAUCUCGUUGUAAUGAUCCUCUUGAUUUCAAGUGCAUUGAUAGGAGCAUUUGCACAAGAGUAUAAAUUAAAGGUUGAUAGAUAUUUAUUUAUAAAGUGGUCUAUAAAUAUUUACAAAGUAUACUGUAUAUGGGAAUAAUACAUGUAAAAUUUGUGUUACUUGUUCCUAACUCUGCUGUGACCCUCACUUUUCAAAAAGAGAUAAAGCAAGGUAUUGUUUGUGCAUCUAUUUGUGUUAAAACAACAACUAUAGGCUGCUGCUGUUUUGAGUAGAAGGUCAGUUUGUUAAAUUACACAAUAUAUAUUUUUUUAUUUUGAAACUGUAUCAAAGGCUAAGGUUUUGCUGUUACUGCCAAACCAAAUAAAGGUAAAAAUAGUUGACGUACACUC
Molecule: messenger RNA, 6602 nt
Organism: Fundulus heteroclitus (mummichog)
Lineage: Eukaryota; Metazoa; Chordata; Actinopteri; Cyprinodontiformes; Fundulidae
Gene: gpr52
Product: G protein-coupled receptor 52
Exons: 1
Coding region: 1691-2809 (372 amino acids)
Biological process (GO): G protein-coupled receptor signaling pathway
Cellular component (GO): membrane
Molecular function (GO): G protein-coupled receptor activity
Source: RefSeq, a predicted model, not a curated record